UUAUCCAAUCCUCCGAAUACUACUAUUGAACGUGAACUUUAACCUUUUUCGCAAUACCAUGUUUUCUUAUCAUCAUAACAGAUAUUUAGAGUGUUCUUUCACAUUUGAAUAACAUUUAUAAGAUAUGUCGUUGUAUAGAUUUUGGUGGAGAUUUGUGUUUGUUAAUUGUUUGUGGGUGACAGUUCAAAGUGGUAGAAGAUUUAAAAGAGAAGAUAUUGUAAAUGUUGCCAUAGAAUUAUUCAACAAUUGUAAAUGUGUUUAUGAUUACCAAUGUAGCACAGUCAAUGGGGAGAAUAUGAUAGAUCAAAGAUCCGGUGGUGAAUCUAGGAACUCAACAAAAAUAACGUGCAAAGGUGGACGAUUCGAUGGAGAAAUAAUCUGUUGCAAACAGACAUAUACCAACUGGACCGAAAUAACUAAUUUAGACUAUAAAAAUAAUACUAAAACAGAAAUGUUUCUUAAAUGCGGAAUUCAGAGAGCUAAAAUCAACGUGCGGGUAUUAACCGAUGAAGAAGAUGGCAACGUUCCUUUUAAUGGAGAAUUUCCUUGGAUAGUAGCUAUUUACAAAAAAAAUAUAGCAGGGCGAUGGGUUUUUUAUUGCAGUGGGGCAUUGAUACACCCUAAGGUUAUUUUAACGGCAAACCAUUACUUUCGAAGUAAAAAUGCAGCUGACUUCAAAGUAACAGCAGGUGGCUACAUAGAAUUAAGCAGAAUUGAGGAUAAUUUAAACUCUACAAGACAAGUAGUUGAAAUUGUGAACCAUCCCAAAUUUGACAAAGAUUCUCUUUACAAUGAUGGUACUUUGUUAUUCUUAAACGAAGCUUUUCAAAUCACUAAAACUAAUUCAAUUAAUACUAUUUGCAUGCCCCCUGAUGAUCUCAAUAUCAAUAAUAGUAGAUGUCUGGUUGCUGGAUGGGGUAAAGGUUCAACUAUCGAUGGUACAAGAGUACUGAAAAAAGUGGAUUUACCUUUGGUGUCAAAUAGUAAAUGUCAAGAGCAACUACGGAGAACCAGAUUAGGUAGAAGAUUCAUUCUUCACGAUUCAUUCAUGUGUGCAGGUGGUGAAAAAGGCAAAGAUGCUUGCAGGGGAGAUGGGGGAAGUCCGUUAAUGUGUUUGCUACCCGGCGAAAGAAGAUACUUUCAUAUGGGAAUAGUGUCUUGGGGCAUAGGAUGUGGUAGUGAGAAUGUACCGGGAGUAUAUGCUAGUGUUAUUAAAAUGAAAUCUUGGAUAUUAGAUGAAUUAAAUAAGAAGGAAAUCAAGUUAUAAGUUAUCUUUAGUUAUAAGAUUUGUAGAUAAAUUAAAAUUGUUAUAUUUGGUAAAUUUUGUAUAAAAUGAGUAUUUUAUGGUACAGUGUCACUUUUAAUAAAAUAAUUCUAUUUGAUUUUCCUUAAGAAUAA
Molecule: messenger RNA, 1398 nt
Organism: Diorhabda carinulata
Lineage: Eukaryota; Metazoa; Arthropoda; Insecta; Coleoptera; Chrysomelidae
Product: phenoloxidase-activating factor 2-like
Exons: 4
Coding region: 125-1267 (380 amino acids)
Biological process (GO): proteolysis
Molecular function (GO): serine-type endopeptidase activity
Source: RefSeq, a predicted model, not a curated record